AUGAACAAAAACAUCACCCUUUUUUUCUUAAUGUAUGUAGAUAUCAUCAUCUUUUCCACAUUUGUGAUUCAGAAAAUGCCCAAAAAGAGCUCAUCUAAGACGCAAAAAACAGGGCUACAAAACCCUGUUGUAGCCACAUGGGAAAAGCCAAAAAAGACUUCAUCUAAGCCUCCCAAAAAAUCUCCUCUACCAAAGGAGAAACCAUGCUCUAGCUCUACACCAAAAUCAUUUGGGCAAGAAAUCGAGGAUAUUUUCUCUAAAAAAAGAAAGAAACCCGAGGAGCAACAAAAGAGCAAAAAAAGGGUUAAAGAUGGAAAACAUGAUGAAUCUUUGGACAGAAAGAAGCUAAGGAAUAAAUCUGGAGGGUCUAAUGUGAAAAUAUUUGAAAACGAACAAACUGUUACACCAAAGAGGAAAACAGGAGAUGGUCUAGUGAUCUACUCGGAAGAGGAGUUGGGAAUUGGUAAGGCGGAUGCUGGGGGAACUCGACUUUGUCCUUUUGAUUGUGAUUGUUGUUUUUGA
Molecule: messenger RNA, 522 nt
Organism: Lactuca sativa (garden lettuce)
Lineage: Eukaryota; Viridiplantae; Streptophyta; Magnoliopsida; Asterales; Asteraceae
Source: RefSeq, a predicted model, not a curated record